AAACCGGCUCCGCGCUGGCGGGCCACGGGGCUAGGGACCCGGGUUUGGCCUUCAGGCUCCCCAGCAGCCGGGAAAAGGAAUUGCUGCCGGGAGUUUCUGCAGAGGUGGAGGGAGAUCAGGAAACGGCUUUUUCCUCACUUCGCCGCCUGCUGCUCUAGGCAGUGGGGAGGAGGAGGAGAAAGUGAAAUAUGCUGGAGAAGAGCGAGCCCUCCUUGUUCUUCCAGAGUCCCAUCCAUUAAGCCAUCACUUAUGGAAGAUUAAAGUUGUCGGACAUGGUGACAGCUGAGAGGAGAGGAGGAUUUCUUGCCAGGUGGAGAGUCUCCACCGUCUGUUGGGUGCAUGUGUGCGCCCGGAGCGGCGCGGGGCGCGUGGUUCUCCGCGUGGAGUCUCACCUGGGACCCGAGUGAAUGGCUCCCAGGGGCUGUGCGGGGCAUCCGCCUCCGCCUUCUCCACAGGCCUGGGUCUGUCCUGGAAAGAUGCUAGCAAUGGGGGCGCUGGCAGGAUUCUGGAUCCUCUGCCUCCUCACUUACGGUUACCUGUCCUGGGGCCAGGGUUUAGAAGAGGAGGAAGAAGGGGCCUUACUAGCUCAAGCUGGAGACAGACUAGAGCCCAGCACAACUUCCACCUCCCAGCCCCAUCUCAUUUUCAUCCUAGCGGAUGAUCAGGGAUUUAGAGAUGUGGGUUACCACGGAUCUGAGAUUAAAACGCCCACUCUUGACAAGCUCGCUGCCGAAGGAGUUAAACUGGAGAACUACUAUGUCCAGCCUAUUUGCACACCAUCCAGGAGUCAGUUUAUUACUGGAAAGUAUCAGAUACACACCGGACUUCAACAUUCUAUCAUAAGACCUACUCAACCCAACUGUUUACCUCUGGACAAUGCUACCCUACCUCAGAAACUGAAGGAGGUUGGAUAUUCAACGCAUAUGGUCGGAAAAUGGCACUUGGGUUUUUACAGAAAAGAAUGCAUGCCCACCAAAAGAGGAUUUGAUACCUUUUUUGGUUCCCUUUUGGGAAGUGGGGAUUACUAUACACACUACAAAUGUGACAGUCCUGGGAUGUGUGGCUAUGACUUGUAUGAAAACGACAAUGCUGCCUGGGACUAUGACAAUGGCAUAUACUCCACACAGAUGUACACUCAGAGAGUACAGCAAAUCUUAGCUUCCCAUAACCCCACAAAGCCUAUAUUUUUAUAUAUUGCCUAUCAAGCUGUUCAUUCACCACUGCAAGCUCCUGGCAGGUAUUUUGAACACUACCGAUCCAUUAUCAACAUAAACAGGAGGAGAUAUGCUGCCAUGCUUUCCUGCUUAGAUGAAGCAAUCAACAACGUGACAUUGGCUCUAAAGACUUAUGGUUUCUAUAACAACAGCAUCAUCAUUUACUCUUCAGAUAAUGGUGGCCAGCCUACAGCAGGAGGGAGUAACUGGCCUCUCAGAGGUAGCAAAGGAACAUAUUGGGAAGGAGGGAUCCGGGCUGUAGGCUUUGUGCAUAGCCCACUUCUGAAAAACAAGGGAACAGUGUGUAAGGAACUUGUGCACAUCACUGACUGGUACCCUACUCUGAUUUCACUGGCUGAAGGACAGAUUGAUGAGGAUAUUCAACUAGAUGGCUAUGAUAUCUGGGAGACCAUAAGUGAGGGUCUUCGCUCACCCCGAGUAGAUAUUUUGCAUAACAUUGACCCCAUAUACACCAAGGCAAAAAAUGGCUCCUGGGCAGCAGGCUAUGGGAUCUGGAACACUGCAAUCCAGUCAGCCAUCAGAGUGCAGCACUGGAAAUUGCUCACAGGAAAUCCUGGCUACAGCGACUGGGUGCCCCCUCAGUCUUUCAGCAACCUGGGACCGAACCGGUGGCACAAUGAACGGAUUACCUUGUCAACUGGCAAAAGUGUAUGGCUUUUCAACAUCACAGCCGACCCAUAUGAGAGGGUGGACCUAUCUAACAGGUAUCCAGGAAUCGUGAAGAAGCUCCUACGGAGGCUCUCACAGUUCAACAAAACUGCAGUGCCGGUCAGGUAUCCCCCCAAAGACCCCAGAAGUAACCCUCGGCUCAAUGGAGGGGUCUGGGGGCCAUGGUAUAAAGAGGAAACCAAGAAAAAGAAGCCAAACAAAAAUCGGGCUGAGAAAAAGCAAAAGAAAAGCAAAAUAAAGAAGAAGAAACAACAGAAAACAGUCUCAGGUUCAACUUGCCAUUCAGGUGUUACUUGUGGAUAAGCGCAAAUAUUUCCUGUUUGGUUAAACUUUAAUCAGUUCUUAUCUUUCAUCUGUUUCCUAGGUAAACCAGCAAAUUUGGCUCGAUAAUAUCGCUGCCCUAAGCGUCAGGCUUGUUUUCAUGCUGUGCCACUCCAGAGACUUCUGUCACCUGGCCGCCACACCGAAAACUGUUCUGCUCAGUGCCAAAGGUGCUACUCUUGCAAACCACGCUUAGAGUGGAGAUGUUUGUUUCUCUUGCUCCUUUAGAAAACGUGGUGAGUCCUGAGUUCGACUGCUGUGCUUCAGUCAACUGACCAAACACUGCUUUAAAUUAUAGGAGGAGUACAAUAACCUACCAUCCACAAGCAUGCUAAUUUGAUGGAAGUUACAGGGUAGCAUGAUUAAAACUACCUUUGAUAAAUUAUAGUCAAAGAUGUGUCACCUCAAAGGCCUUGAAGAAUAUAUUUUCUUUGUGAAUUUUUGUAUCUCUGUCGUAUGACACUUGGGUUUCUAAAUUAAUUCUAUUUCUCAUAUAUAUAUAUGUUUCUUUUCCUGUGAAAAGCUGUUUUUCUCACAUGUGAACAGCUUGCACCUCAUUUUAUCAUGCAUGAGGGAAUGGCAAAUAAGAAUGUUUGAGCACACUGCCCACAAUGAAUGUAACUAUUUUCUAAACACUUUAAUAGAAGAACAUUUCAGUAUAAAAAAACCUAAUUUAUUUUUACAGAAAAAUACUAUUUUGUUGUCAUAAAAAGUUAUGCAAAUGACUUUAAUUAUUUUAUUUUUAUUUCCUGCAUACCAUUAGAAGAGUUUUAUUUCAUUUCUUCAAAUUACCAAGCACUGUAAUACUAUGAAUUACUGUAAUACUGUGCGAAUUCAUAGACUAUAAAAACAUCAUUCAGAAAACAUUAUAAUCAUCAUUGUUCAACCAUGAUUUUGAAUGUAAUAAGAUGAAUAUAUUCCUUACAAAUUACUUGGAAAUUCAAUGUUUGUGCAGAGUUGAGACAACUUUAUUGUUUCUAUCAUAAACUAUUUAUGUAUCUUAAUUAUUAAAAUGAUUUAUUUUAUGGAACUAGAAAAUUUACUGUGGCUUUUCUGAUCUAACUUCUAGAUAAAAUUGUAUCACUCAUCCUAAAAAAUAAAGAUCUUUACUAAUAGGCAGUUGAAGGAAUGGUUUGCUAACAACCACAGUAAUAUGAUUUUACAGAUAGAUGCUUCCACUUGGCUAUGACAUGGAGAAAGAUGUUCCCAUAUUAAUAAUAUUAUUAAUUAUUAUAAAAUAUAAAAACCUAACAUUUAUAUUAGGUUGGUGCAAAAGUAGUUGCAGUUUUUGCCAUUAAGAGUAAUAACCUUACUCUUAUACAAAGUGGACACUGUGGGGAGAUACAGAGAAAUGGAAUAUAUGGAUCCUGCCUGGAGUAAGUUAUCUUGUUUGGAAACCACACAUGCAAACGUCAUGAGGAUAAUUAAAGGAGUAUUAUCAGUAACGAAGUUUAUCAUGGGUCACCAAUGAGCAUAGAUUGGUGUGGUUCCUGUAGACCCUGGUGUGUUCUUUGAAGUGCCCUCUCCUAAUACAGAGGCCUCGAAGCCUCGCGGUAUACACUUGAAAAGUCACAGAUAGCUAGAAUUGUGAUCUUUGAAGUUAUAACUGUGAUAAGAAAAUGUGUGUGGUGGUAUGACAGCAUACCAUUAAACACAUUUAUAUCACAGCUCAAAGGACUGAUAUAAUACAUUUAUAUCACAGCUCACAAUUUCUGAAAAUGUAUUAAAGAAUCUGUAAUCUAGCACUGAAAUUACUAAAUUGGAUAAGAUGAUUUAAAGGAUUUUAAUUUUAAUGUUUUAUUUCUAGAAUAUAUGGCUACAGUUUAUUUUAUAGUAUAAAGUUGUAUUUCCUAAAGUUUGUGUUUUGUCGACGGUAUCCUUUAAAUGAGUCUUAAAAAUAAAGGCAUAUUGUUCAUGUUUUCCUUUCCCAGUGGCACAUAAAUAACAUGUCUUAAAAUAGAUAGUAUCCUAUACACUUUUAAAAAAUAGACAUCUUUACACUAAAAAAGAAUUCUGAAGAAAGUAAGUUUGGGAGAUGUUGGGUUAAAGAAAGUCAAAGGAGUCACUUUAAUGCAGAUGUUUGUUAGAAUUUUUAAAAUCUUAGCUUGCAUUGUAACCCUGACAGAAGGAAAAUGUUAUACAGUAUUUCAUAAUUUCACCAUAAAACUGUUCUCUGUGGCACAAUGCACAGGACUAGCAUUCUGAGGAACUAUACUGUUAUUGGAAACACAGUGUAAAAAUAGAGUCUUCUAGAAGUUCCUAGAAAGACAAAAAAAGAAGCAAAGAGGCAAAUUAGGAUUAUGAAAUACCAGUAGGUAUCACCUAUUGUGGUGUAAUUCUAAGUUCUCUAUAAAUGAUUAUAAUCUUCUCAGUGAAAAUAAUUUAGCCCACAGUGUUCUACUGGAAAUGGCUUCAUGGAUGUUGAUUGCUGUUUUAAAGAGUACCUGCCACCUGCCCAGGGCUCUAGGCAGGAUGUGGUUUACGAGAAGUCUCAGUGUCUUGCCCUCAAGAAAUUAAAAUCCUUUCUAAUAGUCAUAUAUAAGUCAUGAACAAAAAUGUUUCUAAAAAUGCUGUUGGCAAAUCACUAGGAAUUUCAAGAUGGACAGGAAGGAAAACACUGUGUCGUUGAGUUUUGUGCCCUAAUCACUGAUGCCAUGUUAAUAUGGGAAAUUCAUUCUCAGGUGUUAGUUUCCUAAACUGUGAUCUUCAAGAUGCGUUUCUAGGCUGCCUGUGGUUCUUUCAAGUGUAAACUGCACCUCUUUCAAACCUCUGAUCUUUCUUAGGGCUUCAAAAGAAACUUCAUUAGCUUUGUCAGAAAAUAAUUUUUGAAUAUGGCUGUGUUUCUGGGUUGAGAACAGAUAUAAAAACAUUUUCUUCCAAUGAGAACAUCAACAACGAAAAUAUUUGUAGUACCUUUCAGCCAGUGAAAACAUCUACCCCAGGUCUGUCAACUGUCAGGUCUAACUAAAGAACUUGUUUCAUCUGUUUUUACAUACUCUUUCUUCAUUUUUCUAAACAUUGAAUGGAUAGUUUUGUUUUCUUGACCAGGCCCCUUUUAAAAUUUUUAAGCACAGAGGAUCACUGUCAUUGAUAGUUGAAUAAUUAUACUUUUUUGUACUUUCAACAUUCCUCUGUGAGAAUAUACCAUAUUAGCGUGCAUGGCUCCACAUUAUUUCUUUAUAUUACUGAACAGUAUUUUAUUAUAUAGAUAUGCCAUUUUUUAUCCUUUCACAUGUUAAUGGACACUUGGGUUGUUUCCAGCUUAAGGCUAAUAUAACUAAAAAUGCUAUGUAUUUUCAUGUGCAGGUGUUUCUUGAUUUUCUAAGGCAUAUGAAUUUCACGUCAGAAUUAGCUUCCUAAGCAUUUUAUUCAUACCAUUUUUGAACAUACAAAUUGUGAAUUUGUCAGUAGCAGAAUGUGUGAUGUUGGCAGGAAAAAGUUUCCUUGCCAAAAGCAGCACAAUUCCUCUAUGGUAAACUGAUAGCUACUUUAUUUCCUCAUGCAAUGACUUCAUAGAAUCCAUUCACUCAUUCAAUAAAUGCAUGCUGAAUGUUACUCUCUCAGGCAAUGUUGUAGGAUCUUGGGAUAUAUAAGUGUAUGAAAUGAAUAAAAAUUCUUACCCUUGGGCAGGUUAUCUUCCAGCUGAGUGAAGCAGACAAUAAAUAAUAAACACAACUAAUUAUAACAUUAUAUACUAUAUAAAGUAGUGUGAAAAAAGAGUAGAUCAGGAUAACGGGAGGAUUCACUCUACACCAAGUUUAUCCAUCCAUUCAUUCAGCAUUUGUCAAGUGCCUCGUGUAAUGGUGUGCAUGGGAUGUGAUGGCAAGUGACAUCAGGCAGAGUCCUUGCCUUCGGGUGUGCCCCUGCCUUUUUAGUGUACAUUCUCCUAGAAGAUGCAGCCAUGAACCCAAUAACCAAACACCUCAUCCCUGCCAUCCUCCCACCAUGGCUAUCCCACUUUCCAGCUUGAUCUUCCUUGUUAGCAUUUAAUAUGCUUCAGAUUUUACUCACAAGUUUUCCUUAUUGUCUGUUUCAUUCCCCUAGAAUAUAAGCUUCUUAAGAAAAGUGAUUUCUGUAAGUUCUGUUUACAUGUGCAUGGCCAGUAUAUAAAAUGGUGUCCUACUCAUACUUAGCACUCAAUGUUUUUGAGUGAAUAAAUAAGAUAAUCACAUUUAUCCAUAUGUUCAGCCACAUUUGCCUAAGUUUCCACUUUCUAUUUCUGGUACAGGGAUUUCAUUGUUGAAAAAUAGAACUAAUCAUCCUUAAUACCUUUAGCAGCAAUGAUAUGAAAUGCAGAAAUUUCUAACACUAUAAAAAACUAACUCUAAUAUUGUAUAGUUAUAGGAACAUGCUGUUACAGCAAAAGCAAAGCAAAAAUUAUACAAAAUUGAGAGCAAAUUUUAUCUAUCAUCUUUAUUACAUAACAGGAUAGAACAUGAUUAUUCUAACGCUACUUGGAAUAUUACAGAAUACAUUAGCUUAAAUGAGUUCCCAGAAAGAAAAGAUGAGGGCUUAAAUUGUCAAUAACUUUUUGUACCAAAUCAUGAAAGGAAAAAAAUAUAAUUAGCAAAUAAACCUCUAUGUCUUCAUAGAAUUAUAAAGCCAAAUGGAAUAUACCUCACAUCCUUGGGUAUUCUAUUACAAACCUCUCCAAUAUGGCAAAGCAGAAAUUCUGCUUUUUUAAAGAUAUAUUUUUCUUAAAUAUUUUACUAGUCAUAGCAUCUCUAUGAAUUUGGUUGAUUCAUUGGUUAAACAUGGUAUUAUUUAAAGCACAGAACCUGAAUGUUGCCUUUGGGGAUUAGGUAGAUUUGAACGUAUCUACCUAACUUUCAAUUUCAUAUCUAUGAUUUGAAAUUUCCUUAUAUUCAAAUUUACUGCAAUCCUGUAACAUUUUUUGCCAGUUGGUUUAUGCAAUUUCAGGUAAAAUCAAUCCCAAUAAUUGAAAAACAAACAACAGAAUAGCAAAGGCAUAUUAGAAAUGUCUACCCAUCCACUCUUUGUAGAAAUUAUUCAGCUGAUAAUUGUAAAUAGAGAGCAUCUUAUUGCACAAUCAAACAAAAGUAAAAUUUGUCUUUCAGUAUAAAAAUCCAAAAAUAAUUUUUAAUAUCACUUCCAUCAUAUUAAUCUUUCUAGAAACAAUGCUUUAAGAAUUAAAGUCCUUCAACUCCAGGGUUGAACAUGGAGGAUGAAGAGGGAAUACCUUCAGCUGACCUUCUAAAUCCUAAACAACUGUGAGAAAAAAAACUUUUUAUAACCAAGGUUUUUAAAAAGUCUUGAUUUAAUUUAGUAUCUGAAAUCAUAUUUUUUAUGUCAUCAUCACCAGAAUUUCCAGAGGCUUCCUUUGGGCAAACAGCGUUAAGUCCUCAGUCAGCGAGUUAUUCUGUCUCUAAGGCAGAUCCCACUAAAACUUCUCUAUUUUUAGUUAUUCCUGAUUAAAUAAUCCCCUCUAGCACCUAUGAGGUGGGGAAUUACAAGCAUAAAAAGUCCUGCAAUUAUUUCUACUAUACAGUCAGACAUAAUAGCAACAAAACAAUACAGUGUUUUAUUAAACUUUUUUUUUCUUUUCUUCAAGUUUUGCUCAAGAUCCUAACAGUUAACAUAGUGUUUCAGAGAUUAAGGUAAACAGCUUCUGAGGAAUCGUGCUCUCUCCCAGCUGGGAGCCAUGGCGGCUGCAGUGGCAGUGGAGACUAGGUGAGGUGGGUGGAGAGGUUUUUCCCCUUACCUUUUUAUUUGGCCCCUUGCCUCUGCACUUCUCAGCGUCCCGGCUGUGCUAGGGCUAUUUCUUUCUGAACUCACAUGCAACCAUAACUCCACAUUUUCCUUUCUUGGCACCCUUCUCCAUACCAAAGUCCCACAUCCGUUUCUGCCACAGGACUAGGCACAUUAUAGCUAUGUCCAACACAACAGAGGUAUCAACAAGUGAAUUCCUCCCUCCCAAAGUUCUCCCAGCAUAAAGGGAUGAAUGUGUAGAGCUAUCUCAGCCUUCUGGUGACGAGAAGACCUGAGCCCCACCCAUAAAUCUUCAAGGAGCUGAGAUCAGAGUGGGAGUGAGCAAUCAGGAAGCCAACAAAUUGUUCCCACCUGAGUAAGUGAGCGACCUCUCCCUUCAGGUCCAAGCAGUUUAGCAGCUGCAAUGUCCAAAGCCGCUUCAGCUUUGGGAACUAAUUAAUGCUUUCUCUUUCUGCCCAGAAGAGAGAGCAGUGAAUAAGGUAACUUCUAACUUCUAUUUGGAACCUAUCCAAAGCCUACCUUGGGUAUUUCUUCUCUUCUUACAUAGAGGAGUGAACAACAUAGAUUUCUAACAUUCUUUACCCACCCACCAAAAGCCCAACGUUGGGAAUUCCUGGACCCUUUCUUCUCUUGCUAGGAGAAGGCAAAAACUAAAAGCCUUCUCUAAAACCUAAAACCAUUUGGGCUGCUUGUUCCAACCUACCCCCAGCCUUCAACCAACAGUUGUCUUCCAAUCCUUUCAAUCUGUCUGCUAUUGGCUCUUGCUGUCUUCUUUCAAAUCCUGUUAGUUAGCCUGGGGGCCAUCCUCUAUCUCUUUCAGAAAACCACGUUUCAAACAGGAUCCCAUUCUUGUCAGUAAACUUGGUAAGUUUUUAUGAUCUGUAUUUAUUCCUUGUUAUCCUGAAUGCAACCAUGAAGUUUCUGGAACUCAGAGUCAUCAUUGUUCAUUACAGCAACGGCAGCAGUGUCACAUAGGUGAUGCAAGGAAAGCCACAUGUUUAGCACUACAUGUACAGGAGUCGCAUCAUAGGAGAGGAAGCCUAAAAUUAUGAAUCUGGAAAUAUAUAUAUAUACACACACAUAUGUGUGUGUGUGUGUGUAUACAUAUAAAAAUAUAAAUAAAAUGCCCCCCCUCUCCUCCCUUCCUGAGAGAGAAACAUUUGCUCCCUGGUCUUUUAGAGUCCUUUGGACUGUAAAUAAAUGUUCUGAAGAAAAGAGAGGGGAAAGUACCCCAAAAUGCAAACAGUUGGCUCUGACAGAAAUAAGUUUUAUUACUCUUUAAGAGCAGAUAAUUCCCCAUGUAAGACACUUCAACGUCCGAGCUUGUCCUUUGACCCAGGUGCCAGUAACAUUUGUCAGAAAGUCCUAACUAUGCAGAAACAUGAGAAUAUUCACUUUCUGACAUAGAUCAGUGGUUGCAGAUGGAAGUUGAAGCAGGGACUGACAGAAAACAGGUAUGAGGGAAACUUCAGGGUGAAGGAGGUACCUUAAAACUGAAUCGUAGGGAUGAUUGUACAUUUGCAUGAUGUACUAAAAAAAAUCACUGAACUGUAUAGUUACAAUGGGCAACUGUAUGACAUGUAAAUUAUUCCUCAAAAAAGCUGCUAAAUGCAAGCCAGGAGCUAGAAUAAUUAUUCACAAUAAAUAUAACAACAAAAAAUCUCCAGAAUAUAUAAUGAACUCCUACAAAUCAAUAAGAAAAAAUAACGGAAAGAGUCCUCACAAAAGAUGACACACAAAUGCACAGUCAAUAUAUGAAAAUGUGCUAAAAAUCAUUAGGCAUUAGAGAAGUGUAAAUUAAAAUCAUAAUGCUAUGCCAGUACAUUUGUAUCAGAAAGGCUAAAAUGAAAAAGAUAGUACCAGGUGUUGGUAAGUAUGUGGAACAACUGAGUGGAAGUGUUUGUGAGAGUGUAAACUAAUAUAACCACAUCAGAAAACGUUUUGGCUGUAUCAAUGAAAGUUUAACAUUUAUAUCCCUAUAACUCAGCAAUUUUAUUCCUAGGAAUAUACCCUGGAGAAAUGCGUGUAUAGAUAUUCACCAAAAAUCAUGUAAAGAUAUAAUUCAUAGAAGCACUAUUUAUAGUAUCCUAACACUGAAAAGCACACUUAAUUAUUCAUCAGCAAGAGAAUGAGUAAACAAAUUGUGAUAUUCUCAUAUAAUGGAAUGUUAUUCUAUUGAGGGGGACGUGUUGAGGGGUUACUAGAAGGGGCACAAGAGGGACUUCUGGGGUUCUGCUAAUAUUUUUGUCUCUGUGCUGCUUGUGGUUAUAUGUUCAGUUUUCUAAAAUUCAUUAUCUAUAUAACUAGAGUUUAUGUACUUCUCUGUGUUUGUUAUACUUCUCACCACUACCGGAGUCUACGAUAUAUAUAUAUUUAUAUGAGAUAUAUAUAUAUAUAUAUCAUAGCAAUUCCACUCCCAGAUAUUUGCCCAAAUCCAGGAAUAAAACUAAUACAUGCCUAGCAGAGUGUCUUGCACACUGUAAUAUUCAAUUAACAUGAAACACAGAACAGAAAGGCCUAAUUUACCCACCCUAUUUUUUUUUAAUCAUAUUAACCAGCAUGCAGAAAUUUCUGGGACCUAAAUAUCCAGCCCUAAUACAUAUUAUAGAUGACUACCACCAGGGGUCAUGCUAGCAGGUUUGUUUCAACAGGUUGAGGCUGAAUGUAAUUAAUUUUAUAAUUUUUAAUAGUUUAAAUCCAGUUUUUUAAAAUUAAAUUAUGAAACAGGUGAUGUGAAUAAUCAUAUUGAAUGGUAAGUGCAAUAAAAUCUACAUAUGCGUUGAAUUCACAAUUGAGUCGUGUCCAAUAUUACAGUCUAACCUCAAUUCCUAUCAAAUAAUUUAAGUUAAAAAAUAGUGGGUCCCAUAUUUAUGGCUUUCUGAUUAUAGAGUCUUCUACUGAGGUAACAUGAUUCCCCUUGAAUUCUUCUCUAUUGUUCUUAUCUUUGUAGUGACUAUCCUUGUAUUUCUCUGCAUUGCUCCACUCCACCCCACCACUAUUUCCUCUGCCUAUUCAUCUCUCCCUCCUUCUCUAGCUCUUUUCUCUUUGUCAUCUUUAUUUUCCCUUCUCCCUCUUUGUAAUUAUAAUCUCUUUAAUAUUUUUAAAAACUAACCAAACUCAUAAUAAAUUAGAGUCUGUGUACCUAUCUUUAAAAAAAUCUUUGGGCAAACUUUUAUACUAGGAUGCAUAUUUCCACAUAGCCACUUAUAUUCCAGCCUAAUCUAAGAGUGAAAAUGACUGUUGACCAGAAAUUAAUACUUUUACCGAUAGUCAAAAAUAGUGAUCAUAUUUCAACAAUAGAUAACUUUAUUUACUAUUGCCAGAAAGACUCAUAAUCAUCUUUGUGUGUAUAUGUUUAAUUAUAAUCACACUUGAUUGAAUUACAGUUUCCAAGAAUUAAUUAUGGCUGUUAGUGGCUAUUAAAUGAGAAAAUGUGUUUGCAGCUCAAACAUUUGUCUUGUUAUGUUUCCUAGUGGAAAAAGGCAAAUACUGACAGGAUGUCAGUUUAAGUGAAUUCAUGUUACUACCCUGCACAAUAAAAUAAUAUACAAGGCUGUGCUUUGUGAAUUGUGAGUUACAUUAGUGAAUAUCAUUUUCUGAUUGCCUGCAUUUUUCCUAUUUUAUAUACAUGAUUAUUUUUGUAAGUAAAAUUAAUAUAAAAUUUAAUUUGAAUACUUGUGAAUAAAGAGAUGUAGCAUUGUUUUCUAUUAAACUACACUAAUCCUCUCAAGCAAAAAGUAGUUUAUUAAAUCAUAUUCCAUUAAUUUUAAGGUGUUGAUGCGUUUGUCAUAUUACCUAAUUGACACUGUGUUAUGGGAGAAUUUUUGUGGCAUAUAUUUUGAAUUACUUUCAAUUGUCUUAAGAUAACUGAAUUUGAAGAAACAAUAGCUAUUUUGUUAUCUAACUUCACUUGUAAAUUUCACCUACUCAUUCUUACUAAAAACAAAUAAAAAUUUUAAUAAACUUCAGGUUAUUAAUAUACUGUAUUUCUCCUUUUCCCUCUAACCACCUUUUGACCAUUAUUUCUACUAUAAAUUAUUUCAUUUUCUUUACAAUUCAUAAACAAAUCUUGCUUUUCAUCAAGAUUUAUUUAUUGUGAACAAUUCAUUAUGAAACAGUGAACAUUAUGAAAAAUAUUCUAAUUUCCUUAUAACUUGUUAUUAAUGCUAAUUUACUCCAUAAUUUAUUUAACCUUUAAAGCAUCUUUCUCUUUUGAUAUUUAUCUUUAAAAUCCUUUUGUAAGCAGCUGUUUACUGAGUUGAAGCAUUUUAUUAGCUUAUUUGGAUGCUGUACAUGCUCAUGAAAUACUGCCAAAUAAAUCCUUGAAAAUUUA
Molecule: messenger RNA, 12288 nt
Organism: Macaca mulatta (Rhesus monkey)
Lineage: Eukaryota; Metazoa; Chordata; Mammalia; Primates; Cercopithecidae
Gene: ARSJ
Product: arylsulfatase family member J
Molecular function (GO): sulfuric ester hydrolase activity
Source: RefSeq, a predicted model, not a curated record